UACAAUUAUUCAAAUUCCAAAAUGGUUACAAAAAAUUUAUCCAAAUAAUUAUCAAAUUAGUGAAAAAGAAUUACUUGCAUGGAAAGCUAUGCAUAAAUCUUGUGGAUGUUCCAAUGUUACUCCAUUUGAAAAAAAUAUAUUUGAUUUAGAAUUUUGGAGUAGGGCAAUAGAUCCGAGUGGUGAUAAAGAAACUUUAUUAGAUUUUUAUAAUUCAAUAUUAGUUCAGUUAGAAAAUGAAAAUAAAGAAUUAUCUGGAAUUAUAGAUAGUAGUAAUAUAUUUUGGGAAAAUUUUAGGGUUGGUUCAACAAGCCUUAGUUUAGCCCGUAAGCAUGCUAGACUUAAUGGCCCAGACAAAAGCAAUGUAUUGAUGAGCUCAUAUAAAGUAGAUGCUAAAACAAAUUUACCAAUAUUGUAUUUACAAGAUCAAAAACAAGCAUCAUGGUACAAAUUUGAAGAAAUAUAUCCUAAUGGUAUGAAAAAAACUUCUUUUAUGACACGGUUGGCUAAUUACAAUCAUAUAAAAUAUUGGGAAGAUUUAGGUGGAUUGUGUUUAAUAUGUAAUGACUAUGGGUUUGAAGUAUUUCAAAAUUUAAUAGCAAUUGCUCGAAAUACUUUAUGA
This is a messenger RNA of Diversispora eburnea, 619 nucleotides long. The record is from the annotation of a GenBank genome assembly. NCBI's taxonomy places the organism in Eukaryota, Fungi, Glomeromycota, Glomeromycetes, Diversisporales, Diversisporaceae.